Condylostylus longicornis is the source of this 2896-nucleotide messenger RNA. RefSeq names its product AN1-type zinc finger protein 5 (gene drn). The transcript has 6 exons. The record is from RefSeq and is a predicted model, not a curated record. Bases 1109 to 1663 code for a protein of 184 amino acids. Gene Ontology annotation, molecular function: zinc ion binding; DNA binding. Lineage: Eukaryota; Metazoa; Arthropoda; Insecta; Diptera; Dolichopodidae.
UAAAAAUUUCUGCGAGGUAGUCUGAAUUGAUCGCUUGAAGUGAAGAUUUCACUUGAUUUCAUUUGAGUGGAAAUAUUAAGAGAAAUAGUUGAAUUUUUUUUUAUUUUUUUCUUCUUAAUACUUAACUCUAUUUGAUUUUCACAUAUUAAAAAAUUAUAUAAAAAAAAAAUAUGAAAUUUCUACUUAGGUCUAAAACUAUUACAUAAAAUUAAAAUAACUUUGUAUUAAAUAAUCAAUUUAAAUUAGAAAAAAAAGAGAAAUUUUCAUAAAUUCCGUUAUUUCGUCGCAGAAAAAUUUGUGAUAAUAUGUACUCGUGUAUGUGAAUUAAGUAAAUAAAAAAUAUCAAAGUCCGGAUCUUAAUUUAAAAAAAAAAAUAAAAACAUAGUCGUGAAAACCUGAACGAACAUUCGACGUUGUCGCAAUUAUAACACAAGCAAGGCAAAAAAAAGAAUAAAAACAACUAUACUAAAUAGUAAACGAAAAAAUAUUUUUCUUAAUUUUGUCGUCGCCGUAAUUUCUUUGCUUGGUUUUUUCGAGUUUUCGUGUUAUUUUUUUCAUUUUUGCAGCUAAACAAAGACUGGGGCGUAUAUUCAUUUUUUUGGAUUAAUUCUAUAAUUUUUAUUUCAACAAAUAAAGAAUUUAUUGAAUAUUAAAUUUAACACAAAGGAGAACAAAAAAAUUGGAUUGCAGUUAAGUAAAACAAAAAAAGUGUUGUAACCAGAGAAUUUUAUAUUGGAGAAGUAGACAUUAAAUACAAAUAUGCAAAUAUAAAAAUAUUUUACACAAAAGCAAAUAUAAUUAAAGAAAAGAAAAUAUCUGUGGAGCAAUUUGUUAACUGUGGCGCUGCUUUACUUCUAAUUUGUUUAAACUUAACAAAUUUUUCAUCAAAAUAAUAUCUCAUUGUAUGAAAACAAAAACUAAAAAUCAUUAUCGUAUAAAAAAUUCGUAUUAUAAUUAAAAUUUGAAGUGAAAUAAUUAUUUGGUAAAAAAAGUAUAUUAAAAAUUCUGUUAUAUUUAAAUUAAAAUUUAAUAAUAAAAUAUAAGAUUAAAAUAACAAUAUUUAAUUAAAAAAAGCAAAAAAUAAACAUAUAUAAAAUUAAAUUAAAUAAUGGAACGUGAAUCAAACCCAAUGCAACCGAUGUGCCGUUCUGGAUGCGGUUUCUAUGGAAAUCCAGCUACAGAUGGACUUUGCUCAGUUUGCUAUAAAGAUUCCUUACGAAAAAAGCAACAACCACCAGUUAGUAGUACGCCUGUAACGGUAUCAAGUCCACAAACACCUACUUUCAGUCCAGAUUUAACAGUAACUAAUACAGCGCAACCGACAGUGCAGAGUUAUAUCCAGCCACAUAAUGAAGUUAAAGAUAAAACAACCGAUGAGGCUAGUAAAGAUAAUGUAGCGUCAACAGCUGGACCUUCAAUUUCAACUAAUGAACAAGAAGAUAAAGACGAUAAUAAAGACGGCCAAAAGAAAAAAAAUCGUUGCGUUACUUGUCGUAAGAAGGUCGGAUUAACAGGUUUUGAAUGUCGAUGUGGAGGUCUUUUUUGUGCUGUACAUAGAUACAGUGAUAAACAUAAUUGCACAUUUGACUAUAGGGAACAUGGGGCCCAAGAAAUUAGACGCAAUAAUCCCGUAGUAGUUGGCGAAAAAAUUCAAAAAAUUUGAACUUUUAUAAUAUAUGUGCCAUCAAAAAAUAUAAUAUAAAAUUAAUACCAUUAAUAUAAAAAAAGCUAAAAAAAUUAAAUAAAAUAUACCUUUUAUAAAUAGAUAUGUAUACCAACAUAUAUAUGUAUGUAUAUAUAGAUAUAUACCUGUAUAAAUAUAUAUAUAAAAUUCAAAAUAAUUUACUAUUACAAAAAAAAACUGAAAUUUAUUUAAAUUAACUGCAACAAAAAGCUAGAAAAAGUUUCACAGUCACAUGAAUUAUAUAAAGCUGUGCUAACACUAUACCACUAAGUAUUAUAAUUUAUAAAAUUACUUACAAUUAGCAAUUGGAGACGAAAACACUGAUAAUUUCUUCACAGUGUAAGCAUCGAUUAGUUAUUGUUUUAUACAUAGCAGAAAAUAAAUUAAUAGUGGAUUUUUGACAAUUGGAAAUAUCUAUUAAUACAUAUUAACUAAUCUAUAAAAUUAAAAGAACUAUAACAAAAUUUAAACAUCAAAAUUAUAUUAAUUAAUGGUAUAGUGUCAAUUUGGCUUUACAUUGCUCGUCUAAAUUUAGUGGAAAACAAACAAAAAAUUCGAAAUAAAAUUUAUUUUAUUAAAAUUGUUUAAAACCAAAUUUUUGAGAAAUAUGAAAAAUAAAACAUAACUGAAAACAAAAUUAUGUUAUAAACUAUUUUAGAAAAAAACUUAAAUGAUACUACAAAUAAAAUACACAUAAAAACAUAAAAUAUAGAUAAUAACUAAUUAUAAUAAUUUAGGGUAAAUAUAUUUGUAUAUGUAUAUCUAAAUUCAAUAAUAUUCGGAUGCAACAAAACAUAGAAAGAUGUGAAACAUUUAAUUUUUCUAGGGAAAUAUUUACGGAGACAGAAAAAAUUAUUUGCUGUAAAAUUAAUUGAUAUCAUCACGAAAAAACAUUUUUUUAACGUGUGCUUCAAAAUUAUUUUUUGUAUAAUAACAUGUUUUAGCGUUCUGCAUUUUUCCUUAAAAAUAAAAUAAUUAUUAAAUUGUGAAUUUAUUUUUUUAAUUGGAAAUCCAUUAGUGUAAAACAAAUGUACAUUGCGAGUUUGCAACGAAAUAUGUAAUGAUAUAGAUGUACCGUCAAAAAAGAAAAUUUCAAAUUUUCUCAAAAUAUAUACUGUUUUUAAAAAAGACGCACAAUUAUACUAAAUUUUGAGAUUAAUAACAUUAAAAAUUUUCAAAGAAUUAGUCCAUAAAUUGCUAUUAAUCUUGAAA